UAGUAAACAUUGACACUGAGGUCAGCUGACUCCUGCUCACAUGACUGCGAUUAGAAAAAGACUUCUGCGUUUUUCACACUGUAGCUGACAUGUUUGACUGUAUCUUGACAAGUAUAGGCUGGUUCAGUGACUGAUAGCAUCCUUCUGCUUUCGUUUUCACGGUUAGCUGCUAGUUAGCUUAGCAUUCAGAGCAUUUAGAAAGUGAUCAGCAGGUCGAGCAAAACUGUGAUUCAGACACUGAAAACGAGCUGACAGCAGGGUCUGUGAGGAUGGACAAGAUUGCUCAAGACGUGGGUGAUAUCCAGUCCAGACUGUUGGACCACAGACCGGUCAUCAAUGCAGAGAUCCGCUACAUCGUGAGAGAGUUCGAGGAGAAACGUGGACACAGGGAGAGCAGACUGCUGGAGAACCUCAAUAAAAUGGUGGUGGAAGCAAACGAUCAAAUGCUGCCCACAAAUUUAGAGCUCAUUAACCGGCAGCUGUCUGAUGUCAGUAAACGCCUGGAGGCUGCUAAUCACAUGGCAAAGAGAGUCCAGCAGAGGGAGCUAGAGGCACAGCAGAGCACCCAACUGCAGACGAACAUGGAGCGUCUUAAAGACGAGUGGGCAGAUUUCCUAAAGGAGCAGCAGAGAUUAAAGGAGAAGGUGGAUGAGGAGCACGCCAAGGAAGUGAAACAACUCAGCAGUCGGUACUGCGAAAUGAAGAAAGACUUGACCAAGUUUUCACCCCUCUAAUCAGCUGAUGUUUGUGGGGGUGUGGAGUGCACGAAUCCUCUCUCAUUACUCGAACACUUGUGUUUAUUAUGGACAUGGACGUCUACUCUGCAUGUGCAAAAUGGAGCUGAAGCAGGCUUUGCUUGAUGUACUUAGUGGUUGGCAUAAAAAGAUUUUGCUCCUGCAACAUUUUCCAAAUCAUAAAUAUGAAAGUUUGAUUAACAAUGUGGCAUUUCCACAGGCCAUCAAACUCACAAGGGUCUGUCUUAUAGCACAUGGAAUAUUCACAGCACCUAAAAGGUCUGGAACAUGUCAUUUUUUAAACAAGCAAUCAUUUGAUUGUUCCUUGGCUGUGAAGUUUUCAACAUUUCUAGUUUUUCAAUGGAUGCCUGCCUGAAGGGUCCUGGUGAUAAAUCUGCACCGGCCUCAAGCUGAAAGGAACCUGGUGUUUGGCACCGAGGCGAGAUAUUCUGAGCACUCAAAGCAAGAUCAUUAAAUGUUAGAAAAGCCCGAGCAGGUGUGUUUAAAGCACAGGUCAAGUGUUGUAGAAACAAGCUCAAACAGAACCGUUUUCCAGAACAAAUCAUCCCUCACCAGCUCUCCUGUGUUUGGAACAUUCGACCCCUGACAUUAACUUCAAGUAAACCAACUGUCUAUGAAGUAACUUUCAUUAUAAAAGGCCUUUGAUGACACCAAUUUAAAUGAUCAGCAGCAGCUGUUUUUUGUUUGCUUUGCCACCUCAAAUCUGAUUUUAAUGACUCACAAAUCCAAUAUUUUCCUUGCUGUUUGAACCGAAGGAACGUGACUCAGAUUUUGGUUCCCUGGUUUGAAUUUCUCUCUGGAUCCGUCUAGUUUUCUGUGCUUAAAAUGCACAGAAUGAUAAGCAAAAGUGUUAUUUCUAUGCAGCCUUCUCUGUCCAUUAGAUAACUUGCAUACAGAGGCGUGUGUUACAGUGUAAAUAAACAAUUUUCAAGUACAA
This is a messenger RNA of Larimichthys crocea (large yellow croaker), 1692 nucleotides long. It is a transcript of the gene bloc1s5, whose product is annotated as biogenesis of lysosomal organelles complex-1, subunit 5, muted. The transcript is spliced from 5 exons. NCBI's taxonomy places the organism in Eukaryota, Metazoa, Chordata, Actinopteri, Sciaenidae. Gene Ontology annotation, cellular component: BLOC-1 complex; transport vesicle. The record is from RefSeq and is a predicted model, not a curated record. Bases 270 to 734 code for a protein of 154 amino acids.